Stomoxys calcitrans (stable fly) is the source of this 1056-nucleotide messenger RNA. It is a transcript of the gene viaf, whose product is annotated as viral IAP-associated factor homolog. Gene Ontology annotation, cellular component: cytoplasm. NCBI's taxonomy places the organism in Eukaryota, Metazoa, Arthropoda, Insecta, Diptera, Muscidae. The transcript has 2 exons. The record is from RefSeq and is a predicted model, not a curated record. The coding region runs from base 255 to 965 and encodes 236 amino acids. Gene Ontology annotation, biological process: protein folding.
UGUAGAUACAACUCUGAAAUUGGAAAAUUACAUCAGUUGGUCAAGUGAGCUAACCUUCUUUAGUGAACCCUGCCCCAACAGCUGUUGAUAGAUUCCAUUGAGCUUCACAUCAUCUUUCAUUCAUUGCAAAAAGCAAGAGGGAUGGUACUGUUGUAUUAUUAGUCACCUCUUCAAGAAAUCAGUAACUUCAUUAGUUUUCUGAAUAAUUUGUACAUAUAACAAAAUUUUCAAAGCUUUUGAAGAAAAGUACUAAAAUGGAACCCGAUUACAAUGAAGACACAGAGUGGAAUGAUGUUUUGCGUGCCAAAGGUAUUAUUCCCCAAAAACCUAAAGAAGCUGAAAUCACCGAGGAUCAAAUUCAGGCAAUGAUUGAUGAGACGAUACAAAAGCGCACUGAUUUGGUCGAUGGCCGCAAGAAUAUGGAGGAUAUGAAUUUGGAUGAACUGGACGAAUUGGAAGAUUCCGAAGAUGAGGAGGUUUUGGAACGUUAUCGACAGCAGCGCAUAGCAGAAAUGAAAGCCUUUGCAGAAAAGGCCAAAUUUGGCUCGGUCAGAGAAAUAGCUGGCACUGAUUAUGUGGAUGAAGUGACGAAGGCAGGAGAAGGCAUUUGGGUGGUAUUGCAUUUGUAUGCCAACGGUGUGCCCCUAUGUGCAUUGAUUCACCAUCAUAUGCAGUCGUUGGCAAUGCGUUAUCCCCAAACCAAAUUUCUACGUUCAAUAGCCACUACCUGCAUACCAAAUUUUCCCGAAAAGAAUUUACCCACUAUUUUCGUGUACCAUGAAGGGCAAAUGAAGAAACAAUUCAUUGGGCCCCUUGAGUUGAGAGGUGAAAAAUUGACACAAGGUGAACUGGAGUAUUUGUUGGGUCAAGCCGGAGCUGUGCCUACAGAGAUUAAAGAAGAUCCCAAACCACGCAUAAAGGAUAAAAUGUUUGCUGACUUGGAAAAUCACGUAGAAUUUGAUUGAUGGUCUACACUUAUUAAAAGUAUUUUUUAUUAGGCAAUAUUUUAUUUAAAUCAAUGAGAAGUACACUAUUUGUAUUUACAACAGAAAAAUA